UGCGGAAACAAACUUGAAAGUCGCCUAUUGGAGCAUCGCCUUUUGUGAAAUAAGCAUCCGCGUCCGAGACCGUCACCACGGAGCAGAGCAGGGGAGGGACCGAGAGAGGUCGAAGGUUCGGCGAGCCCAAAAGCCGUGGAGGACAAACAACGGGGGAGCUCGACUCGGCGCGCAGGAGUGAGAGGAUCGGAGGAUGUGGUGCGCCUCGUGCUUAGCGUCCGCGUGCGCGGGCUGCGCCUGCAACCUCUGCGCGUCGGCGGCAUCGGCCGUGCCCCGCCGCUCCGCGCGCCUCGCCUACUGCGGCCUCUUCGCCGCCUCCCUUAUCCUCUCCUUCCUGCUCCGCCAGUUCGCCGCGCCUCUCCUCCAGCACAUCCCAUGGAUAAAUGCAUUUGAUCAUACACCACCAGAAGAAUGGUUUCAAAUGAACGCUGUUCUUCGCGUAAGCCUAGGGAACUUCUUGUUUUUUGCAAUAUUUGCUCUCAUGAUGAUUAAUACCAAAGACCAGAAUGAUCGGCGAGAUGCAUGGCACCAUGGUGGCUGGAUUGCAAAGAUUGCUGUCUGGGCUGUUCUCAUUGUUCUUAUGUUCUGUGUUCCGAACAUUGUAAUUACUAUUUACGCAAUUGCAGAGAUACUGUCAAAGUUUGGAUCUGGUUUGUUUCUUCUAGUGCAAGUCAUGAUGCUUUUAGACUUCACAAACAAUUGGAAUGACUCAUGGGUUGAGAAAGAUGAGCAAAAGUGGGAAAUAGCUUUGCUGGUAGUAACUGUGGUUUGCUAUAUCUCUACAUUCACCUUCUCUGGUUUGCUCUUCAUGUGGUUUAAUCCCUCUGGUCAUGACUGUGGACUCAAUGUGUUUUUUAUUGUCAUGACACUUAUUCUUGCUUUUGCAUUCGCAAUAGUUGCUUUGCACCCCCAGGUCAAUGGAAGCGUUAUGCCUGCUUCUGUCAUUUCCGUUUACUGUACAUACCUGUGCUAUACUAGUCUCUCAAGUGAACCAGAUGACUACGAAUGCAAUGGGCUUCACAGGCAUUCCAAGCAGGUUUCAUUGAGCGCUCUUAUACUUGGGAUGCUCACUACUGUGCUCUCUGUUGUGUACUCUGCUGUUCGUGCUGGAUCGUCCACUACGUUUCUUUCACCACCAUCGUCUCCUAGAUCUGGAACCAAAAAUCCAUUACUCAGUGAUGAUAAUGUGGAGGCGGGCAAAGACGAUAGCAAAGAGAGCGAACUGCGCCCCGUGAGCUACUCAUACACCUUUUUCCACCUCAUCUUUGCCCUUGCAAGUAUGUAUUCAGCCAUGCUUUUGACUGGCUGGACGAGCGCUGCUUCAGAGAGCUCUGAGCUGAUGGAUGUUGGAUGGACAACUGUCUGGGUGCGUAUCUGCACAGAGUGGGUUACCGCUUCAUUGUACAUCUGGACCCUCGUUGCUCCACUACUCUUCCCAGACCGGGAUUUCUCCUAGGCGCCCAUGACCACGAGUUGUUUCAUAUUUCGAAUUGGUUGUAAUAUACCAAAUUUGGGGUUUGAACGAGCUGGUAGCAUUGCAUGCAGUGGUAGGUUUCGUACCUGUUUGUGUGGCCUUGUAAUAAAUAUAUUUAGACAGAGUGUUGGCUGUGGAUUAAUAGUCAUUGUUAUAUGCCAAGUGGUCAUUGACAGCUUGGAUCUAAGAGAUAUUGAUAUUGAAUUAUCAAGGAAAAGAUAUACUUGAUCAAAUAA
Phragmites australis (common reed) is the source of this 1710-nucleotide messenger RNA. RefSeq lists its product as uncharacterized. Lineage: Eukaryota; Viridiplantae; Streptophyta; Magnoliopsida; Poales; Poaceae. Gene Ontology annotation, cellular component: membrane. The record is from RefSeq and is a predicted model, not a curated record. The transcript has 6 exons. The coding region runs from base 194 to 1456 and encodes 420 amino acids.